AUGGUUUCUGAAACACGUCCAAUUAUUAUUGCUGGAGCAGGCCCAUGUGGUUUGGUGACAGCCCUAGUGCUUCAGAAUCAUGGCAUUCCAUUUCUUAUUUUGGAGAAGACUUCACGCUCCAAGCUCUGCUCCGAUACAGGGGCAGGGUUUGAUUUAGCUCCAACAGCCUUGAACAUUCUGAUCCACCGCCUCGGUCUGAGCAAGGAGAGAAUAGAUGAAACUUUAUCACGAUACGAGAGAUGGUAUAUUGCUACUAUACAUGGAGACUUGGUCAAGGACGAAGGAACACCCCAGUCUGCUUUGGAAGACUGUGCCUGCACUCACCGUUCCGCGUUGCAACAGGCUUUGUUGGAUCAACUGUUGCAAAACGCAACAACAGAGGAAACCGAGUUUCUCAAAUGCAAUUCAUCUCUAGAGUACUAUCAAGAAGAAGAGGACCAAGUUAAAGCGGUAAUGAAUGAUGGGUCCAUUCUUGUCGGAAAGGCUCUGCUUGGAUGCGAUGGAAUCAACUCCAAAGUACGAAGCUGCAUGAACGAACACAGAGAAGACCCAUUGCAGUACCUUGGGACGAUGUGCUACUGGGGCAAAUGCCCGCGUGAAGAAGUCGAGAAAUACAGUAGUGCGCACAAGUCUAAUAGUAGCACAUUUGUUUGGCUUUUGGGAACAAACAAGGUUCCGGGUUCCUUGUUCAUCACACCAUCCAAUGGAACGUACCGAUAUCUCUGGUUCCUCAGUGUGCCAUCAGGCAAACCAUUGAGUGGCACAUUGGAUGACUUGACGCGUCGAGGCGGCGCCGUCCUUUCGGAGAUGGCGAAGACAGAGCUUUUAAACACCUUGGACGAAAACGGAGCCUUGGACCCAGUGUUGAAAACUGUGAUUUCAGGGACACCAGCCGGCGAAAUCACUGAAGCCGGCUUAUUUGAUCGAGUGAACUUGGAUUUACCCUUUUCAAGCCCUCGAAAGCUCGUUGCUCUAUUGGGUGACAGUGCCCAUCCCCAGUCUCCCUACUUGGGGCAAGGAACCAACUGUGCGAUUACAGAUGCCUACUUCUUGGCUACAAAGCUUGCAGGGGUGUCCGCACAAGAGGCAAUCACUUACUAUGAUUCAGACCAGCGACGCGAGGAAAUGAAGAAUCUCAUUGAAAAAGCUCGCCAACAGGGAAACUUUUUGAAUUCAAAGAAUCGCUUUGAAUGCUGGAUACUUCGGACCAUUCUACGAUAUGCUCCGAUUGAUGUGGACGAGCUGAAGAGGUACGAUUUCUCUAACAAAAACAUGCUGAGCCGUCUGGAUGGGAUUAAGGCGAAAUCCAGUGAUGGGGGCGCCAUGACAAAGCCAAUCCUAAUUGCUGCUUUUGUAGUUGCGGUGUUUGCUAUUGGACUUCGGAUGUUUCUCCAGUACUGGUAG
Messenger RNA from Cylindrotheca closterium, 1404 nucleotides. NCBI's taxonomy places the organism in Eukaryota, Bacillariophyta, Bacillariophyceae, Bacillariales, Bacillariaceae. The record is from the annotation of a GenBank genome assembly.